Scophthalmus maximus (turbot) is the source of this 1798-nucleotide messenger RNA. It is a transcript of the gene egfl7, whose product is annotated as EGF-like-domain, multiple 7. The transcript is spliced from 9 exons. Gene Ontology annotation, molecular function: calcium ion binding; signaling receptor binding. Gene Ontology annotation, cellular component: extracellular region; cell surface. Lineage: Eukaryota; Metazoa; Chordata; Actinopteri; Pleuronectiformes; Scophthalmidae. Gene Ontology annotation, biological process: anatomical structure development. The coding region runs from base 402 to 1289 and encodes 295 amino acids. The record is from RefSeq and is a predicted model, not a curated record.
CCAAAGACAUGUCAUUUGUCGCCAGUCGACUCUCGGCGAGCACCUCGAAUCGGCCCGCGAGAGCUUUUUCUGCAUUUGCAAAACCGGCAAAAGCCGAGCUUUAAAAGACACUGGCACCAUGGAAGAGCCCUCUAGUCCACCGGUCCGGCGGCUCGUGCCCAUGGCCGCCGCCAAGCCAGCGUGCGCACGCGCUCCUGAUGACCCCGUACUGCGAGGGUAGCUGGAGUGAUCCUCCUGGAGGGAAAACGUACGCAGUCAGCGCGAGGAGACGUUAGCGUCGAUCCAGGAGCUCCUCCUCUUCCUCCUCCUCCUCCUCCUCCUCCUCCUCCUCCUCCUCCCUCCAACGGGCACAGAGAAGAGUGUGAGAGACCGAGCGAGGGAACGUGGGAAAGAGGAGGACAAUGUACCAAGCCCUGCUUCUCUCCUCCUCCCUCUUCAUCCUUCAUGUGAUGGGCACUCCCCAGUUCUUCGCUCACCGCGGGAGGAGGGUUUGUGGCCGAGACCUCCGCCACAGCGUUGUCACGGCGACAGAGUCCUACGUCCACGCGGUGCACAAGCCCUACAUCGCCCUGUGUCAGGGCCAUCGCCUCUGCAGCACCUACAAGACUGUGUACGCGGUGGCGUACCGGCAGGUGAGCAGAGUGACGCCUCCUUCCCAUUCGUACCCAGAGUGUUGCCCGGGCUGGCGGAGAUUUCACUCUCACAACUGCAACCGAGCUCUGUGUGGAGACGCCUGCGUGAACGGAGGAACCUGCCUCCGCCCCGACCAGUGCGCCUGUCCGCCAGGAUGGACGGGCCGCCGGUGCCAGUCAGAUGUGGACGAGUGCAGCGAGCAGAGGCCGUGCGCCCAGGGCUGCGUGAACACGGCCGGCAGCUACCGCUGCACGUGCACUGGCGGCUUCGGGCCCGCCGGGGACGGCCGCUCAUGUCAAAGGCUCCCCCCACCACCUCCUCCUCCUCCUCCUGCCACCACGCCGCCCGCGCCCCCCCAACCCCGUCAGACAGCAGUGGGUGGUCACUCCGAUGCGGGUGGAGGCUUCAGCCUGGCGGAGAACGUGACGGAGGAGGUCCAGAGCCUGAGGGACCGAGUGGAGCUCCUGGAAAAGAAGUUGCAGUUGGUCCUGGCCCCCUUCAGCAGCGUCUACCCGCUGUCGCUGGACGAGGGCGUGUCCGAGAAAACCACCCUGCUGUCCCACUCCUUCCAGCAGCUAGACCGCAUCGACUCCCUGAGCGAGCAGAUCGGCUUCCUGGAGGAGCGGCUGGGCACAUGCUCCUGCCAGGAGAACUAGCCGCAGGACGAUGGCCAUCAUUAAUUUCAGACGUCUCCCCCGUGAAGUCCGGAAUGACACCAACCUGCCAGGGAGUGUUGCACACCAGAGCGACGCACACGGGCGCGCGUGUGUGAGAGGAAUGGCAGAAAGCCGACAGCCUCGGCCCGUGGUACACUGUGACGCAAUCACGACACUAUUCCAAACACACGAGGGUCAUUUUACUUUUCUCGUUGAAUCACUGUCAAAUUCUCAAUUUCGUAACAGUACCUGCGGCACGCUCAGUUUCAGCCUGACGUCAUCCCCGUAGCAUCUGAAUCAAACCGCCUGAGGGGUCAAAGGUUAAAACUGGCCUUUUUGUGUUUUUGUUUUGCAUCAGUGCAUGUGUGUCCUCUGUCUGAGCCCCCCGACCGUCCUGGGACAGGUGUGGACGUCUGUGAUUAUCUAUUUAACUUAUGAUUACUUUCACUUAUUUCUCAGACAUUUUUUACCUUCUUUUGUAACUUUUUGUAAUAAAAAGAAAAACUUAA